AUGAAUGUUUAUGGGACAAAUAAAUCGGGUCUAUCACCUCGCGAUCUGGGAAGUGUUUGCAAUCGAGUGAUUCAGCAAAAAUGGAAAAAGGAAUUUACGCUUGAAUUUUCACGUGACCGCAAAAGUAUGAGUGCAUAUUGUGUACCAUCAUCAGGUGGAACCGGUGCAAAAAUGUUCGUAAAAGGAGCGCCUGAAGGUGUAUUGAAUCGUUGCACACAUGUACGAGUGAACGGGCAACGUAUUCCACUGACCCAGAGGAUUACGCAAAAAAUAGUGGACCAGUGCGUCCAGUAUGGUACCGGUCGCGAUACGUUGCGUUGCUUGGCGCUGGGAACAAUCGACAGUCCACUGGAUCCGCACAAGUAUAGCUUGAUAAUAAUAAUUUUUGUUUCUUCUUUUGUGUUUUAA
This is a messenger RNA of Gongylonema pulchrum, 408 nucleotides long. The record is from the annotation of a GenBank genome assembly. Lineage: Eukaryota; Metazoa; Nematoda; Chromadorea; Rhabditida; Gongylonematidae.